This is a messenger RNA of Anopheles stephensi (Asian malaria mosquito), 3521 nucleotides long. It is a transcript of the gene Gnf1, whose product is annotated as replication factor C subunit 1. NCBI's taxonomy places the organism in Eukaryota, Metazoa, Arthropoda, Insecta, Diptera, Culicidae. The record is from RefSeq and is a predicted model, not a curated record. Gene Ontology annotation, molecular function: ATP hydrolysis activity; DNA clamp loader activity; DNA binding. Gene Ontology annotation, cellular component: nucleus; DNA replication factor C complex. Gene Ontology annotation, biological process: DNA replication; DNA repair. The transcript is spliced from 3 exons. The coding region runs from base 236 to 3400 and encodes 1054 amino acids.
AGCUGUCACAAUCGGGUUUGCGCGGAAUUUGUUUGUGUUGUCUCGAAACCAGGCAUACGCUCUUUUCGCGGAGUCUCGAUUUUGCUCUCGAAAUAGCUAACAAGUAUAUUUAUAAUCACAACAUUCCUUUUACACGAGUCUCGUAGGUUUUAAUUCGUAUUUCAGCUAAGUGCAGUACCAAUUUGCUAUCAACCAAAAGGGAUUGUGAACCCGGGAAACAUUAUUCAUCUUCAUCAUGUCUAUGGAUAUUCGCUCUUUUUUUGGCCGUGGAGCAAAGCCGGCCAAAGCACCGGAACCGGCUAAGACACCGACCGCUAAGAGGAAAGCGGUAAUUAUUAGCGACGAUGAAGAUGACACCAAAGCAUCGUCGCCUCGUUCGUCGAAACAAGCGGCUAAAGACGGCUCAUCGGCAGCCGCCAACGGUGUGCUGAAGAAGCGGCGUGUUAUUGAUUCCGAUGACGAAGAGAAGAGUCCCGUGAAGAAGAAAGUCGAGAAAGCGAGUAGUGCGAAGCCGGAAAAGCUAAAGCCGGUGAAUGCAUCGGAUAUCUUCAGCUCGGAACCUGUGAAGCGUGUGGAACUGCCCAAGAUUCUUAAGAAGAAAACACACGACCCGGUCGAACAGGUACAGCUGGACGAGGAUGAUGGUGAUGUCGUACCGGUGACACCACAACCGGAGAAGAAACUGGCGAGAAAAGAUCGUAAUGGAAAUGAGCGAAGUGAGAAGCGCACUCCGGAAAAGCCGAAAGUAUCACCGCCCGAAAAGGUAAAGGUAGAAUCACCGGAAAAGCCUAAGCUAAAGACACCGGAGAAGCCUAAGGUCUCUCCACCAGCAAAGAAAAAAGUAAAUGAAGAAAGUGACGUUAAACCGAAGAAAAGUCCUGCGAAACAAAAAUCUCUUGAGCAGCACUCACCAAGUGAUGAAAAGGUCAGCCCCAAAGGAAGCAAAAAGCACGACAGCAGCGUAUCAGAUUACAAAGAUGCAAACGAAUCCGUGCUUACCGAUGAGGAGCGUCAUGAACGCAAGCGAAUGUCGGCUAUUUUGUACCAAAAGUUCAAAAAUCGUCAAGGUCCGGCUAAUCCGGGCUCGAAGGAGAUUCCGGAAGGCAAGCCUAACUGUUUGCAGGGCAUGCAGUUCGUCAUAACCGGUGUGCUCGAGUCGAUGGAGCGCGACGAGUGUGCCCAGGUGAUCAAGGAUCUGGGAGGCAAGGUUGUCGGGGCCGUAUCGAAGAAGGUCACCCACAUGGUGGUGGGAGAAGACGCGGGACCAAAGAAAAUCGCCCAGGCAGAAGAUCUUGGUAUUGUAACGCUGAGUGAGGAUGCUCUCUUGGACCUGAUCCGGGAAAAGUCGGGUCAGAAACCUUUGAAAAAGGAUAGCGCUGGCAAGCGGUCGGAAGAAACACAGAGCAGCAGUAGUAACAAACGCAAGGAAUCACCAAAGGAGGAAAAAGAAACGAAAAGGAUUAAGACGGAACCAUCACCUAGCAAAUCGGCGAAGGAAUCGGUUAAGGUAAAGGUGGAAAAAUCACCAACAGCACGAUCACCGGGCAAAGCCGUCAAUUCGAAGGAACCGGUAAAGAUAAAAGAGGAAAAGAAAUCUCCACGAAAGCCAGCAGAUAUUCCGGUUGCACCGAGCUCAGUGAAAGCCGAGCUAACAGACUAUCAGAAGGAUAUUAAAAGCGUAGACAAUAUGGCUUGGGUGGACAAGUAUAAGCCUUCCAGCACGAAGCAAAUCAUUGGCCAGAUGGGUGCGAGCAGUAACGUCCAGAAGCUGACCGUGUGGCUAUCGAGCUGGUACAAGAACAACGACGGCACGAAGAAACACGCCAAACCGAAUCCAUGGGCAAAGAACGAUUCCGGCGCAGCGUUCAAAGCGGCAUUGCUGUCCGGGCCACCUGGCGUGGGCAAGACUACCACGGCCACGUUGGUGUGCAAAGAGCUCGGAUUCGAUACGGUAGAGUUCAAUGCAUCGGACACGCGCAGUAAGCGAUUGCUGAAGGAGGAAGUUUCGGAGCUGUUGAACAGUAAGUCGCUGGCAGGAUAUUUCGGUGGAAGGAGCGACAAGGUUUCCAUCAAGCACGUACUCCUAAUGGACGAGGUGGACGGUAUGGCAGGCAACGAGGAUCGUGGCGGAAUGCAGGAACUGAUCGCGUUGAUAAAGGAAAGCCACAUCCCGGUGAUUUGUAUGUGCAACGAUCGACAGCACCCGAAGAUACGCUCGCUUGUCAACUACUGUUUCGAUUUGCGCUUCAGUCGACCACGGGUGGAGCAAAUCAAGGCAGCCAUGAUGUCCGUUUGCUUCAAGGAGCAGCUAAAAUUAUCACCCGGCGUGCUGGAGGAGAUCAUCACCGGAACGGGUGGCGAUGUGCGGCAAACGUUGAACCAUCUGGCGCUGUACAGUGCGGGGAAAGCGAUGGCCGCUUCCCUGUCGGUGGAUGCUGCGAAAAAGCAAGCCGAUUCGGCCAAGAAAGACAUCAAGAUUGGUCCGUGGGAUGUGAUCCGGAAGGUGUUUUCCGCCGAGGAUCAUAAGCACAUGACGCUAAACGAUAAGGCGGAUUUGUUUUUCCACGAUUACAACAUUGCGCCACUGUUUGUGCAGGAGAACUACCUCAAGGUUCAACCGAAGGCACCCAGAACGGAAUGGCUCGACCGGAUUGCGAUGACGGCGGACAGCUUAAGCCGUGGCGAUAUGGUGGAACGCAGAAUAAGAUCAAACAUGGCGUGGACGCUGCUGCCGGUGCAAGCCAUGUACAGCUCGGUUAUGCCGGGCGAGUUCAUGGAGGGCCACUUUACUGGGCAAAUCAAUUUUCCCGGUUGGUUGGGCAAAAACUCCAAAGCGAUGAAACGCAAACGAUUGGCGCAGGAAAUACACGACCACACACGGCUAUCCACGUCCGGUUCACGGCAAGCUAUACGGCUGGAUUAUGCACCUCAUUUGCUGCGUUCCAUCGUACAACCGCUGCAGAUGCGCGGUGCCGAAGGAGUUCACGACUCGCUGGAAGUGAUCAAGGAGUAUCGGCUUCUGCGUGAAGACAUCGAUUCGCUGGUGGAGCUUAGCACGUGGCCAAAGCGCAAAAGUCCACUGGAUUCGGUUGAUGGGAAGGUAAAGGCAGCGUUAACACGAGCAUACAACAAGGCAAUUGCACCGUACUCUUAUUCGGCUGUGGCAACGGUGAAAAAGAAGGCACUGGAUACUGCCGGGCAGGAGGAAAUGGAGGGUGGAAUGUACGAAGGGGAAGCGGAACAGCAGGAUGGUGGUACGGUGAUGGAUUCCGAUGAGGAGGAAAACGAGGACAAGAUCGAUGAUAAUGCUUUCAUUAAGAUAAAGAAAAAGGCGGCUCCGGUGGCCGCCAGUAAGGCCAGCACUUCCAAAGCCACCGGUGCAAAGGGUAAGAAGAAAUAGCCUGCUGAGGAGGAUGCUGGUUGGAAAUGACAGGAAAGGCACGAUUAGUUCAGAAAUUAAAAGUUACAAAAGCUUGAAUUUUUUGAAUAAACUGAAAAACAAGAAAAUUUACUGUUUGUAA